UUAUUUAUGCUGGUACCAAGCCUUAGACACAGAGAGCAGCCAGAUAACGCUGUGCAGGGGAGAACUCCAGACAGAGGAAGACAAGGGCAGACUUAGUGCAAAAGGAACCAGCUUCAAUGAAUUCAAAGGUGCUGUGAGAGCAGCCUUUUCCACGGCAGCCGAGAGCAAAAAGGAUUUCUGUGUCUUUGUAAUACAAGUAGUGAGUAACUGAGAUUACUGCAUUUUUUUGUUAUUGUUAGCUUUUUUAAACAAAUUUUUUUUUAAAUAUUCUUUUACGUUGGGAUUGGCCAAGGAUUCUGGAACCUACCUGGACCAUCUCCAGGUCUCUGAUGAUUUAAAGGGCUCACUUACACUCUUUAGACUGGGAAAACGUAAACCUCUGCCAGCAUGGCUAUGAGAGGAUAUCCUACCUUCCCAUUGUGGCUCAGAGUCGGAGUAUGGAUCCUGGCAUGGAGCAGCCUCUGCCAAGUGUUUGCCAACGGAUGCCCGGCGUUGUGUACCUGUAGUGGAACCACAGUGGAUUGCCAUGGAUUGGGGCUUAAAAUGGUACCAAAAAACAUCCCCAGGAGCACAGAAAGACUAGAACUGAAUGGUAACAAUAUCACACGUAUCACAAAGAACGACUUCUCUGGCCUCAAGCAGCUGCGAGUCUUGCAGCUGAUGGAGAAUCAGAUUAUCAACGUGGAGCGUGGAGCUUUUGAUGACAUGAAGGAACUGGAGAGGCUACGCCUCAACCGAAACCAGCUACACACACUGCCUGAACUUCUGUUCCAGAACAACCAAGCACUCUCCAGGCUUGACCUUAGUGAAAAUGUUAUCCAGGCGAUUCCAAGGAAAACCUUCAGAGGAGCUACCGAACUUAAAAACUUACAACUGGAUAAAAAUCAGAUCAGUUGUAUUGAAGAUGGAGCUUUCCGAGCCCUUCGAGGAUUGGAGGUCUUAACCCUCAAUAACAACAACAUCACCACAAUCCCUGUCUCCAGUUUCAACCAUAUGCCCAAACUGAGGACAUUCCGCCUGCAUUCCAACAACUUGUUUUGUGACUGUCACUUGGCCUGGCUAUCUCAGUGGCUCCGCCAGCGGCCAACCAUUGGAUUAUUCACACAGUGUACCGGGCCUCUUCCCCUCCGAGGACUGAACGUGGCAGAAGUCCAGAAGCAUGAGUUUGCCUGUUCAGGGCAGGAAAAUGGCCACCAGUUUUUUGCUAUCUGCAGCCUCUCCAUUGGCUCCUGUCCAGCGAUGUGUACCUGCAGUAAUGGUAUUGUUGAUUGCAGAGGAAAAGGUCUUACAGCGAUACCAGCAAACCUGCCGGAAACUAUGACUGAAAUACGCUUGGAGCAGAAUGGAAUCAAGUCUGUACCUCCUGGGGCUUUCUCUCCAUAUAAGAAACUGCGCAGGAUAGACCUCAGCAACAACCAGAUCUCGGAGAUUGCCCCCGAUGCUUUCCACGGCCUCCGCUCACUUAAUUCCCUGAUUUUGUAUGGCAACAAAAUUACAGAUCUUCCCAAAGGUGUGUUUAGCGGCCUUCAUGCAUUGCAGCUUCUACUUCUAAAUGCCAACAAAAUUAACUGCAUCCGGGCUGACACCUUCCAGGACCUGCAGAACCUCUCUCUGCUGUCACUGUAUGACAACAAGAUUCAGAGCUUAGCCAAAGGAACCUUCUCUUCUCUCCGUGCCAUCCAGACCUUGCAUUUAGCUCAAAACCCUUUCAUCUGUGACUGUAACCUGAAGUGGCUGGCAGACUUUCUGAGAACAAAUCCUAUAGAGACGAGCGGGGCCCGGUGUGCCAGCCCUCGCCGACUUGCCAACAAACGCAUUGGGCAAAUUAAAAGCAAAAAGUUCAGAUGUUCAGGAACAGAGGACUAUCAGCUGAACAGCGAGUGCAACAGCGAUGUUGUCUGUCCUCCCAAGUGCAGAUGUGAAUCAAAUGUGGUGGAUUGUUCCAACCUGAGGCUCACCAAAAUCCCAGACCGCAUCCCUCAGUCUACAGCCGAGCUGCGUCUGAACAAUAAUGAGAUCUCAGCUCUGGAAGCUACUGGUCUCUUCAAGAAACUUCCGCACCUCAAGAAGAUCAACUUGAGCAACAACAAGAUCACAGAGAUUGAGGAUGGAGGAUUUGAAGGGGCAACAUCAGUGAGCGAGUUACACCUGACAGCUAAUCACCUGGAGUCAGUGCGUAGUGCCAUGUUCCGUGGUCUGGAAGGGCUGAGGACACUGAUGCUCAGAAAUAACAGGGUCAGCUGUGUGCACAAUGACAGCUUCACCGGCCUCAGGAACGUCCGCCUCUUGUCCCUGUAUGACAAUCAGAUCAGCACAAUCACUCCUGGAGCCUUUGACACACUGCAGUCCCUCUCUACACUAAACUUGCUGGCCAAUCCUUUCAACUGCAACUGCCAGCUGGCCUGGCUUGGGGAUUGGCUGAGGAGAAGGAAGAUAGUAACAGGAAACCCUCGCUGCCAGAACCCAGACUUCCUGCGCCAAAUACCACUGCAAGAUGUGGCCUUCCCUGACUUCAGAUGUGAAGAAGGUCAGGAGGAGCUGAGCUGUGCUCCACAGCCUCUGUGUCCUCAGGAAUGCACCUGUCUGGAUACAGUCGUACGUUGCAGCAACAAACACCUAUUGUCACUGCCAAAAGGUAUCCCCAAGAACGUCACUGAACUAUACCUGGAUGGUAAUCAGUUCACAAUGGUGCCUGCCCAACUAUCUACAUUCAAAUUUUUACAGCUGGUAGACCUGAGCAAUAACAAAAUCAGCUCCCUCUGCAAUUCAUCCUUCACGAACAUGAGUCAGCUCACCACAUUGAUUCUGAGUUACAAUUCUCUGCGCUGUAUUCCUCCUCUGGCAUUUGAGGGACUGCGAUCCCUGAGGCUUCUAUCUGUCCACGGGAAUGACAUCUCCAGCCUGCCAGAAGGCAUCUUUUCUGAUGUCACCUCCCUGUCUCACCUAGCGAUUGGAGCCAACCCUCUGUACUGCGACUGCAACCUGCGCUGGCUGUCAAACUGGGUGAAGACUGGCUAUAAGGAGCCCGGCAUCGCCCGCUGUACAGGACCCGCAGAAAUGGAUGGAAAGCUGCUUCUCACUACACCAGCCAAGAAGUUUGAAUGCACAGGGCCACCAAGCCUCAGUAUCCAGGCCAAGUGUCACCCCUGUCUGUCCAGUCCUUGUCGGAACCAAGGAAUCUGUCAGAAUGACCCUGUGGAAUACUACAAAUGUAUCUGUCCGCCUGGCUUCAAGGGUAAAAACUGUGAGAUCUCCCUAAAUGCGUGUUCUAGCAACCCAUGUGAAAAUCAGGGCGUUUGUCACCCCAAAGAUAACGCUAGCGGAUUCACAUGUUCCUGUCCUGAUGGGUUUGAAGGCCCCACAUGUGCAGUAAACAGAGAUGAAUGCAAGUACAGUGACUGUGAUAAUGGCGCCACUUGUGUGGAUGGAAUAAACACCUAUACUUGCCUGUGUCCAGCACAGUACACAGGGGAAUACUGUGAACAGUUGGUGGACUUUUGUUCUGCAGAGCUCAAUCCAUGUCAUCCCAAUUCCAAAUGCGUCACGACUGCAGAAGGUCCAAAAUGUGAAUGUGCACCAGGCUAUGGAGGGGAAAACUGCAGCCUCAAUCAUGACGACUGCCAGGACCACCGCUGCCAGAACAAUGCCAAGUGUGUGGAUGAGGUGAACGGCUACUCCUGUCAGUGCACAGAGGGAUACAGCGGUCAGCUCUGUGAAAUGCCAUCGCAAUCCUCCACUUUGACCAAUCCAUGUAAGUUAGCAGACUGCCAGAAUGGAGCCAACUGCAUUGACCUGGGUAACAGUGCUGUGUGUCAGUGUCUUCCUGGGUUUGGCGGAACCCGGUGUGAAAAGCUGUUGAGUGUAAACUUUGUGGACAGAGACACAUAUCUGCAAUUCACAGACCUCCAGAACUGGCCGCGGGCAAAUAUCACACUUCAGGUAUCCACAGAUGAAGACAAUGGAAUUCUGCUGUACAAUGGAGACCGCGACCACAUGGCAGUAGAAUUAUAUCAAGGUCAUGUUAGAGUGAGCUAUGACCCCGGCAGUUUCCCCAGCUCUGCCAUCUACAGUGCAGAGACGAUCAACGAUGGCCAGUUCCACACUGUAGAGCUAGUUACCUUUGACCAGAUGGUGAAUCUGUCUAUAGACGGUGGGGCGCCCAUGACAAUGGACAAUUUUGGGAAACACUAUACCCUCAAUAGUGAAACUCCGCUGUAUGUAGGAGGAAUGCCAGUAGAUGUCAACUCCGCUGCUUUCCGACUCUGGCAGAUUCUUAAUGGCACCAGCUUUCAUGGCUGCAUCCGCAACCUCUAUAUAAAUAAUGAGCUCCAGGACUUCACCAAGACUCAGAUGAAGCCUGGGGUAGUUCCGGGAUGUGAACCAUGCAAAAAACUCUACUGCCUCCAUGGUAUUUGUCUACCUAAUGCUGCCAAUGGGCCCGUGUGCCAUUGUGAGACAGGCUGGAUGGGCCCACACUGUGACCAGCAGAUCAGUAAUGCUUGCAUGGGACAUAAGUGUGUACAUGGGACUUGUAUGCCCCUGGAUGCUCUGACAUACAGCUGUGUGUGCCAGGAAGGCUACAAAGGUGCUCUGUGCAACCAGCAAGCAGAACUCUAUAAUCCCUGCAAGAACCUUCAAUGCCAGCAUGGGCGAUGCCAGAUCUCUGAUGUGGGGGAAGCCUACUGCGAAUGUGACAGUGGCUACGUAGGCGACGUCUGUGAUCAAGAGUCAGAGUGUAGAGGGGAGCCUGUCCGCGAUUACUACCAGGUGCAGAGGGGAUACGCCAUUUGCCAAACCACCCGCGUGGUGUCCUGGGUGGAGUGCCGGGGCUCGUGCCACAACCAGGGCUGCUGCACGGGGUUAAGCAUUAAGCGCAGGAAGUACACGUUCGAGUGCAGCGACGGAUCCUCUUUUGUGGAAGACGUGGAGAAGCCAAUCAAAUGCGGCUGUUCUCGGUGUAUGUAGGAUCUUGAUGGACUGGAUUAUGCUAGAUCAUACCACAUACCGGACACACAAGAAGAGAAACAAUGGACAAUUACAUGAUGUACAACUGGACUUUGCUUCCCCAUUCAGAUGUGUGAACAUCUUAAUGUCUGUGGCAUUUAAAAACACACAAAAAACAAAUUCUAUGUAUAAACAGUACCUACAACAUUGAGAGACAGGCACACAUACUGACUGGUUGUAUAGUGUUGUAAUGUUUGGGAGAGGUAUAGAAGGUAUAUAUGUAGAGGGUAAAAUGUGUAGAUAGAGAUUUUUUUAAGAAAACACAAAAUGUAUUUAUACACAAUGUGGAUAGAUUUACACGGAGUACGAAGGAAGCUUUAUAUUUUGUUUUUUUUUGGAGUUAUAGCUUUUUUUUUUUUUUGUAACCAUUGUGACAGUAUUGCAUUUUUUUUGUUGUUUUAUAUUUGUAUAGCUCAGAAUGUUCUACAAAUAUACUUUCCUGAUCUAUAACUUCUCAUGGGAAAAGAUAACGGUAUAACGUAGUUGGGGGCGCCACAUCGACUUCAUAAAGCACUUUCUUUUGUCUGUGAAAUUCAGCCGAAUAAUGUUUUUGUUUUUUUCAUUAAUUUAGAGAUUUGUGUUUAUGUAGCAUAUUAUCAGCUUUC
Messenger RNA from Nanorana parkeri, 5609 nucleotides. It is a transcript of the gene SLIT1, whose product is annotated as slit guidance ligand 1. Gene Ontology annotation, biological process: axon guidance; negative chemotaxis. Gene Ontology annotation, molecular function: Roundabout binding; heparin binding; calcium ion binding. The record is from RefSeq and is a predicted model, not a curated record. The transcript is spliced from 38 exons. Bases 388 to 4965 code for a protein of 1525 amino acids. NCBI's taxonomy places the organism in Eukaryota, Metazoa, Chordata, Amphibia, Anura, Dicroglossidae.